This is a messenger RNA of Stegostoma tigrinum, 1110 nucleotides long. RefSeq lists its product as uncharacterized. NCBI's taxonomy places the organism in Eukaryota, Metazoa, Chordata, Chondrichthyes, Orectolobiformes, Stegostomatidae. The coding region runs from base 480 to 986 and encodes 168 amino acids. The record is from RefSeq and is a predicted model, not a curated record. The transcript is spliced from 4 exons.
CCCACCCCAAGCCGCACCCCCAUCUACCUACUAACCUCAUCCCACCUCCUUGACCUGUCCGACUUCCCUGGACUGACCUUUUCUCUCCUCUCCAGCUUCGGUCCGCCUCCCCCUCUCUCCCUAUUUAUUCCAGUUCCCUCUCCCCGUCCCCCUCUCUGAUGAAGGGUUUAGGCCCGAAACGUCAGCUUUUGUGCUCCUGAGAUGCUGCUUGGCCUGCUGUGCUCAUCCAGCCUCACAUUUUAUUAUUUUAGGAGAGAGAGCUGUUUUGGUUUGUGAUAGAAGAGACGAGGCUGUCUAUGCCUUUCACCCAUCGGUAGCUCUCCUCCUGUCCCUGCCUCUAUGCACACACUCUGCCAGGCAUAGUCUUCCUCCCUCUGUGUGUGUGUGUGUGUGUCUCUCUCUCGCUUCAGCUCCUAAAACCUAAGAUGCAUCGGAUAUAAAAACACGCACAUAAACACACACACACACAUCAACAAGCCAUGGAGAAAGAUCAGGAAUUACUGCAAGCUGUCAAAACCGAAGAUGAAGCUCCUGUGGCUCCUGUACAAUCUUCCUCCGCCAUGCGGCAGGGUAGGAGCAUUGAAAGCAGAUCUCAGCUCUUGUGGAGAGAGAGAGAGCGUGAGGCAGCGGCUGCGAAACGCGAUGGGGGUGAGGACGGACUGAAGAACCAUGGCAUCGCCGCUGUGUACUUAGUGCAGCAAUGCAGAAGCUGUUGCAAAGGCCGAAACAAGGCAAAGCGAGACACAAUCAUCGCCUUGGAAGCUUCAUCACGAUACUACUUUGCAUUUCUGAAGAGGGAAGAAGAAAUCAACAUGAAAAUUCAAUUCCAUGGUUUUGGAAGUCCCAUUGAGAACACGAUUCAUUUGCGCCGGCAUAAUGCUCUGACCGAGAAAGAAUUGAAGUUUCCACUUGGAAGAAAGAUUCACAUCAAAUUGACUGGUCAAGGAAAUGGGACACUGACUAACCAUACGAUGAGACUGUUUUGAUGAGGAAUUGAAAGAUUAUGUGUCCCAUCCGUUUGACUCACAGUUUGGUACCAUAGGUUGGUACGAUCUUCGUUGGAGAAGGAAAAGGGAUGUUCCAGAUACAGAAAAUCGUCAAACCAUUUAC